AUGGCGUCCGAGAAACCCGGGAGCUUUCAACAAGCCGCUUUGGAUUCCGAUCAAGAGGAGUUGCAACAAUUUGGUUCUACUUUAUUGAGUAUGGAAAAUUUAGAUAGAACGUCUCCCGAAUUGUGGCCCGAAAAAAUUCCAGGUAUAACUCAAUUUAUGAACAACUUCCAAUCUACGCCCAACAGCACAACCAAAUUACCAUAUUCAAGAGAACUUAAUCAUGAAGAUGAAAAUUAUUUACAUCAGCUUGCUGCGUUGUCAACUUCAUGUCUUAUAGGAAAAGUUAAAGAAUUACAUGACAUUGCCUAUCAGUUGGGAGUCGAGGAGUCAAAAGAAGUGACUCGGGGGAAAUAUUUAAACUUUUUUUACUCUGAAAAAAAUAAUAAAUGA
Molecule: messenger RNA, 390 nt
Organism: Psylliodes chrysocephalus
Lineage: Eukaryota; Metazoa; Arthropoda; Insecta; Coleoptera; Chrysomelidae
Source: the annotation of a GenBank genome assembly